UUGCGAAGCAAAGGCCCAUUUUUAUUUCCCACAUAACGGCGUCUUGUCAUCCGCAUUCGGCGGCUGUAGUAAAGUCCACCUUUUGUCUCCCCUGUCAAGCUGAAAUAGGUUUCUCAAUCAACGACAAUCGGAUUCCCAGUCAAAAAAAUUGGGAGUAAUGGACAACAUGGUAGAUUCUUUAAACAAUGCCUACCAAGAAUUUGUUGCUGCCGCAGCUAAUGUUCUCGAAACGAAGGAAUCUUCGGGCGCUCAAAAGACACCAGCCACCGAUGCUGCCUUGGAAAACUUUAAGCAGAAAUGGGAAUUGUUCAGAGUGGCUUGUGAUCAAGCUGAGGAGUUUGUUGAGUCCAUCAAACAAAGGAUAGGAUCCGAGUGCCUUGUCGAUGAAGCCACCGGGUCUAUGGCUGGGAAGUCGGGGCAGUCAACUGGCCUUCCUCCCAUUAGUGCUGUUCGUUUAGAGCAGAUGAGUAAAGCUGUCCGGUGGCUUGUGAUUGAGUUGCAGAAUGGUUCCGGAAAUGCGGGUGGUGCAGCUCAUGCCCACCCUUCUGCUCCUUUCGAUGCUAGAUUCUCAGAGGAUGCUGCUCAGUAGGUAUAGGUUGUUGUUUGAUACACAGGAACUCCACAAGUGGCUUUGAAUGUCUGUCCCAUGUUAAUUUUAUAACUCAAUGUUCAUUUCCUUAUUUACGGUUGAAUAGACAUAUGGUAAGCAUUUAAAGUCACUUGCGGAGUGAUAAUAAUCCAUAGAUAUAUGUGUUAAAUCUGUGACUAUGUUGUUUUCAGUUGGUUGUUGUAGAAUUCUAACGACAUGGCAUCUUCUGUUUUACUGCUACAAGUCUAAGAAAUGAUGUAAAUUAUAGUGGGAGGAUAUUGCUUUGUGGGAAGCAUCCCAUCUCAAAGCUACCUACUUUUGAUCCAUACAAGUUGGAUAAAGUCAUUUAUUUUUGUUUUA
This is a messenger RNA of Durio zibethinus, 949 nucleotides long. It is a transcript of the gene MED32, whose product is annotated as mediator of RNA polymerase II transcription subunit-like protein. Gene Ontology annotation, cellular component: mediator complex. Gene Ontology annotation, biological process: leaf senescence; cold acclimation; regulation of DNA-templated transcription. The record is from RefSeq and is a predicted model, not a curated record. NCBI's taxonomy places the organism in Eukaryota, Viridiplantae, Streptophyta, Magnoliopsida, Malvales, Malvaceae.